Scatophagus argus is the source of this 1963-nucleotide messenger RNA. It is a transcript of the gene eif1axb, whose product is annotated as eukaryotic translation initiation factor 1A X-linked b. Gene Ontology annotation, biological process: translational initiation. Gene Ontology annotation, cellular component: cytoplasm. The coding region runs from base 162 to 596 and encodes 144 amino acids. The transcript is spliced from 7 exons. Lineage: Eukaryota; Metazoa; Chordata; Actinopteri; Scatophagidae. The record is from RefSeq and is a predicted model, not a curated record. Gene Ontology annotation, molecular function: translation initiation factor activity; RNA binding.
GCAUGCGCAAACCGGCUGGGAGAAUCAGCAGUGACUAGCUAGCCUCUCUUACUGUUCAGUCAAUUUAGACCUGUGCUUUGGCUUACUAUUGUAAACAGUCAUUGUUUAACCGUGAGUCGUUUCUAUUGAGUGGGCUUAACGUGACCGAGGCGUGAAAGAAUAUGCCAAAAAAUAAAGGUAAAGGAGGAAAAAAUCGGCGACGUGGAAAGAACGAGAAUGAGUCUGAGAAGAGAGAACUGGUGUUCAAAGAGGAUGGACAGGAAUAUGCUCAGGUGAUUAAAAUGCUUGGGAACGGACGCCUGGAGGCCAUGUGCUUUGAUGGAACCAAGCGGCUUUGCCACAUCAGAGGAAAACUCCGGAAAAAGGUUUGGAUUAACACGUCAGACAUCAUCCUGGUUGGACUGAGAGAUUACCAGGAUAACAAGGCUGAUGUUAUCCUCAAGUAUAACGCAGACGAGGCUCGCAGUUUGAAAGCCUACGGAGAGCUGCCAGAGCACGCCAAAAUCAACGAGACAGACACGUUCGGGCCUGGAGAUGAUGACGAGAUCCAGUUCGAUGACAUUGGCGAUGAUGAUGAGGACAUUGAUGAUAUCUAAAGACCUGCUUCUGGAGGGGGAAGGUGGGAUUUUACUAGAGAUGCUCCGAUUGGGAUAUUUUGAGCCUAUACAUCGCACCGAUAAUGAUUAUUUUUUAUUAAGAUCAGCCGAUGCCAAUCCAAUACAGUUUAUUAAUUUACCAUAUGUAUCAAUUUAUUUCAAUUUGUUUACCAUUAGCAGACGUCUUUAUUGUUUGGAGAACUGUAAGUGCAUUUCACACAGGGGAGAAAACGACACCAGUGCUUUGAGUUUAUUGUUAGUAUGAAAGAACAUGAAUGGUGCUGCUUUAGUAAGACUUUUUGAGUCAUUAUGCAUAGCAGCUGGAGGAUGAUGCAGCAGGCUGCCUGGUUGACAGAUGGACCAGGCAGCCUGCUUCCCCUGCCUUCAUGCAGUUGGAUAGGAGAAUCACAAGCUGAUCACCAGCGUCAUAUUUAUGGUUAUUAUCCGGAGCACUGCUACAAUUUUACUGUUUUACUUAUAACAUAAAACGGCAAGUUUGCCAUUUGAUUCAUGGAGGUUUUCUUUUCUCUUCCUGUUGUGUCAAAGAAAGACUCACUAUUUAGACUGCAAAAUAUCUCACACCAAAUGCGUCAUCUUUUUAAAAUGUAUUUAUAUUGAUUUCACACCAUGUGGAAUUUAGUACAGAAUCUCUGGAUUCGACAAUAAAAAGAUAAACCAUUUUGUGUAUUUUUUUUUCCUUUGGCAGUCUGUAUCAAUGUAGCUGUGGCCUGUAAGACAGUUUGAAAGCUGUUUGUUGGUAACACAAGUAAGACAACAACACUGACUACAGCUCUGUCUGCUUUUAGGGUUUUCACUGUGUUACCGUCAUAUUCCACUGACAGCUUGUCACAAUGAAUCUUUGCUUGCUUUGGAUUGAACCAUGGCCGAAUUGAGGCAAUCCCUCCCCCCUGAAAUCAAAAGAAGAAUCAAAAUGUAUUUUUCUAUUGUUUCCCUUAUUUGUGUUUCUGUCUGUUUUUUUGUUUCCAUGUUCUGUUUUGAACUUCUGGCUGCUCGCUCUGUGGCUUCCAGCACACCGUGAAGCUCAGCUCGUGCAGCCAUUCUGUCUCAUGCUAGACCAGCGGUUCCCAAACCUUUUCUAUCACAAACUCAGACUCACACACCAAUAAAACCUCACAUCAGAGCUGCCAAUCUCACGUUCUUUGAACCUCUAGAAAGUCUAAUAACAAUCUAACACAGUACUUUAUUUUCCUUCUCCCCCGUCUUUCCAGAGGGGGCACAGCACCUCAGUUUGGGAACCAUUGCUCUAGGCCGCGUUAGGCUUGUUGCUGCUGUUGCUGUAACUCUGAAUUAAUAAAAAUGUACUAUGAUGUUUGAAGGCUGAGUUUCCAAUAAAGAUCUUAACUCCA